Molecule: messenger RNA, 2051 nt
Organism: Thamnophis elegans (Western terrestrial garter snake)
Lineage: Eukaryota; Metazoa; Chordata; Lepidosauria; Squamata; Natricidae
Gene: PDE1C
Product: phosphodiesterase 1C
Biological process (GO): signal transduction
Molecular function (GO): 3',5'-cyclic-nucleotide phosphodiesterase activity
Source: RefSeq, a predicted model, not a curated record
GGUGCUUGAUCUGGCCCCGAACGGAGUUCUCUGACUGAGCCAGAUCUCCCCGCACGGCCAUGGGUUCUGUCACCUCAGCGCUCAACCGCUCGCGCAACACAGUGGUACAGCUGACCUCGGAGCCGGCAGUUCCUCCACGGAUCGCCUUCAGAAAGCCGCGAACUUUUAAAAGCCGGACCAAAGCGAUGGCGGCGACAACUGUCGAAGUCCGCAAACUCCCACCUGUUUCCGGCGCCUGGGAAGGGAACAGCAGGCCUGCACCAGCCGCGGCAGAAGUAUUCAAGGAGCUGUCCGACGUCCUGAAGUGCUCGAAAACGGAAGAAAGAGCCCUUGGGCUAGUCUUGCCUCCUGCCCGCCGAAGUCGUAGCGCCUUUGCAAAUGAAACAGGAGACAAGAAUGCUCAUCCUACAUCGCGGUUUGCACGAUCAAAAUCUCAGAACUGCCUGUGGAAUACCAUUAUUGGUGGGCUUACAGGAAACAUCAAGGAGAAACAGAAACCAAUGAUCAUCCAUGAUCCAAGGCCUCCUGAGGAAAUCUUAGCAGAUGAGCUGCCCCCAGUGGAAAGUUCUGAAGCAUUAGUGAAAACUUCAUUCAGAUUACGAUCUUUGGUAAAACAACUGGAGAAAGGAGAUGCUUCUGUUGUUGAUCUAAAAAAGAACCUAGAAUAUGCAGCUACUGUGUUGGAAUCUGUAUAUAUUGAUGAUUGUAGGCGCCUCUUGGACACAGAAGAUGAGCUUAGCGAUAUCCAGUCUGACUCUGUGCCUUCAGAGGUACGGGACUGGCUGGCUUCUACUUUCACCCAACAGAUGGGUAUAAUGCUAAGAAGAAGUGAAGAAAAACCACGUUUCAGAAGCAUUGUUCAUGCAGUUCAAGCUGGAAUAUUUGUUGAGAGAAUGUACAGGCGUACAUCCAAUAUGGUUGGACUUAGUUAUCCCUCAGCUGUAAUCUCAGCACUAAAGAAUAUAGACAAGUGGUCAUUUGAUGUAUUUGCAUUAAAUGAUGCUAGUGGAGAUCAUGCACUAAAAUUUAUUUUCUAUGAACUGCUCACACGCUAUGAUCUGAUCAGCCGUUUCAAGAUUCCAAUUUCUGCUCUUGUCUCCUUUGUGGAAGCUCUGGAAGUUGGCUAUAGCAAGUAUAAAAAUCCAUACCACAAUCUAAUGCAUGCAGCAGAUGUCACACAGACUGUUCAUUACCUCCUUUUAAAGACAGGUGUAGCACACUGGUUGACAGAACUGGAAAUCUUUGCUAUGAUUUUUGCAGCUGCUAUCCAUGACUAUGAGCACACUGGAACUACAAACAACUUUCAUAUUCAAACAAAGUCAGAUACAGCCAUUCUAUACAAUGAUCGGUCUGUGUUAGAAAAUCAUCAUCUAAGUGCAGCAUUUCAACUUUUGCAAGAUGAUGAGGAGAUGAACAUUUUGUCUAAUCUCUCCAAAGAUGAUUGGAGAGAGUUCAGGACUCUAGUGAUUGAGAUGGUGCUGGCUACAGAUAUGUCCUGUCAUUUUCAGCAAAUCAAAGCCAUGAAGAAUGCAUUGCAGCAGCCAGAAGGAAUUGACAAACCAAAAGCCUUAUCCUUGAUGUUGCACACAGCUGACAUCAGUCAUCCUGAGGCAUGGAACCUCCAUCAUCGCUGGACCAUGUCACUGUUAGAAGAAUUUUUCAGACAGGGUGACAAAGAAGCAGAGCUAGGCCUUCCCUUUUCCCCCCUGUGUGAUCGUAAAUCCACUAUGGUUCCUCAGUCUCAAGUAGGCUUUAUUGAUUUUAUUGUGGAACCUACUUUCACUGUGCUGACAGAUAUGAGUGAGAAGAUUGUAACACCUCUCAUCGAGGAAGCCUCUAACUCUGGUAUGACGGGAUUUAGGAGAUCCAGUCUGAAUAGCCUUAGCCCCUCAGAAGUCAAAAGAUCAAGUGUCAACAGCACUGGGUCAGAAGGAAGUGCCUCACUCCACUGUUCCAUCCUCACUGUGGACUUCAGUUUUAAAGCCACAUGGACAGAAGUAGUGCAACAAAACCGAGAAAAGUGGAAAGCCCAAGCAAUCAAAGUGAUAUAG